AUGAAGUACCUUCAGUUCCUCGCUGCUGUCGCAGCCGUCUCUGCCUUCUCGGGCCCUGUCCUUGCCGGCAGUUCCGUCGAAAACACCAACCAGGUCUUGCCUGUUCAGCUCACUGGUGCUCUCUUCUCGCAGGUCGCCAAUGGCCAGCACGCCGAGCGCGCCAUCAAGGUGGACAACAGCGCCCAAUUCGUUCCCGUCCAGGGCACCAUUGCCGCGCUCUCCGCUGUUCUUAACGAGCAAAAGGCUGGCAAGCGCUCUUUCUCAGUCGAGAACACCAACCAGGUGCUCCCCAUCGACGUCAUCAUCGCUGGUCUCUCGCAGGUACUCACCGAACAAAAGGCCGCCAAGCGCGACAACAUUGUCAAGAACACCAACCAGAUCCUCCCUAUCGAGGCCACCAUUGCUGCUCUCUCGGCUAUUGCCAACGGACAGAAGGCGGCUACCAAGCGAUCUACCGCUGUUGAUAACUCGUCGCAGUUUAUCCCCAUUCAGGGUACCCUGGCCGCUUUUUCCAACGUCUUGAACUCGCAGAAGGCCACCAAGCGUAACACCGGAAAGGUGGUUGACAACACCAACCAGGUGGUCCCAAUCCAGGGUACGCUUGCUGCCCUUUCUACGGUGCUCAACGAACAGAAGGCUUCCAAGCGUGGCGUUGACGUUGACAACAGCUCUCAGACGCUCCCUAUCGAGGCCACCAUUGCUGCUCUCUCUACCAUUGCCAACGGUCAGCAAGCUGGAAAGCGUAACGCACCUGACUUCGACGUUGUCAAGAACUCGAACCAGGUUCUGCCUAUUCAGGCCACUGCUGCGCUCCUCUCGCAGAUUGCCAACGGCCAGUCCGUUGAGAAGCGCAACGCUCCUGACUUCGACGUUGUCAAGAACUCGAACCAGGUUCUGCCUAUUCAGGCCACCGCUGCGCUCCUCUCGCAGAUUGCCAACGGCCAGUCCGUUGAGAAGCGCAACGCUCCUGACUUCGACGUUGUCAAGAACUCGAACCAGGUUCUGCCUAUUCAGGCCACCGCUGCGCUCCUCUCGCAGAUUGCCAACGGCCAGUCCGUUGAGAAGCGCAACGCUCCUGACUUCGACGUUGUCAAGAACUCGAACCAGGUUCUGCCUAUUCAGGCCACCGCUGCGCUCCUCUCGCAGAUUGCCAACGGCCAGUCCGUUGAGAAGCGCAACGCUCCUGACUUCGACAGUGUCAAGAACUCGAACCAGGUUGUGCCUAUCCAGGCCACCGCUGCGCUCCUGUCGGCCGUCAAAAACCUCCAGUCGGUCGAGCGCAACGCUCCUGACUUCGACAGUGUCAAGAACUCGAACCAGGUUGUGCCUAUUCAGGCCACCGCUGCGCUCCUCUCGCAGAUUGCCAACGGCCAGUCCGUUGAGAAGCGCAACGCUCCUGACUUCGACAGUGUCAAGAACUCGAACCAGGUUGUGCCUAUCCAGGGUACCGCUGCGCUCCUCUCGGUCGUUGGCAACGGCCAGUCUGUUUCGAAGCGUCACGAGGGUGAGAACAACAUUGUCGACAACACCAACCAGGUGAUUCCAAUCCAGGCUACGAUUGCCGCGCUCUCGACGCUCCUCAACUCGCAGAAGGCCGAGCGUUCGUACUCGGUCGACAACACGAACCAGGUUCUCCCCAUCGAGGCUACGCUGGCUGCGUUCUCGUCGGUACUCAACUCGCAGAAGGCUGAGCGUUCGUACUCGGUCGAAAACGACAACGAGGUGGUACCAGUCGAUCUGGUUGCCGCUGCUCUUUCGCAAGUGGCUAAUGGUCAAAAGGUGACGCGACGAGGUGAGACCAAAGAAUCAAUUAAACAUAACGUCAACCAAGUAGCACCUGCUCAAGCCUCACUUUCCGCCUUGUCCGAUAUUGUCAACAGCGCGCACUCCCGCCGAGCGAUGGAUGUAAAGCAGUACGAGACUCUGCAGUACGCCAUUAACGCUUUGCAACAGGCUUUGGACAAGACCAACACGGGCGACAAGACACACCAUGUCGAUGCUAUGACGGGCACCGCCGAGCAUUUCGACGAGCGCGAUGCUGGCCUCGACCCCGCUGCUUUCCUUGGCUCGGCCGCGAGCGGAAUCUCUGUUCCUGUCGGCAACAAAGAUCUGCUCAAGAGCCUUGUUAAGCGCUACGCAGCCGAGGAAGACGAGGCGAUGGCGAAGCGUACCCCGUCCCUCAACGGUCGUGGUCAACGCCCACGCCCUCGUAACAGCUCGUCGAGCGAACACAACAACAACGGUCAGUGCUCGGUUGGUGAGGCUAAGUGCUGUAGCCAGGUGAUCACAGACGAAGGCAAGAAGAAGACGCUCGCUGGCCUUCUUGGUUUCAACAACUUGGUUGGCGACAUCGGCCUCAAUUGCCAACAGAUCCCUGUCCUCGGCGUUUCGCUUCAGAGCAUCUGCAAGGCGACGCCCGUCUGCUGUACCAACGUUAGCCAGGAUGGACUUGUCAACGUAGGCUGCACUUCGAUCCCUAUCAACUGA
Messenger RNA from Mycosarcoma maydis (corn smut), 2487 nucleotides. RefSeq names its product hydrophobin 3. The record is from RefSeq and is a predicted model, not a curated record. NCBI's taxonomy places the organism in Eukaryota, Fungi, Basidiomycota, Ustilaginomycetes, Ustilaginales. The transcript has a single exon. Gene Ontology annotation, cellular component: fungal-type cell wall. Gene Ontology annotation, molecular function: structural constituent of cell wall. The coding region runs from base 1 to 2487 and encodes 828 amino acids.